Messenger RNA from Dioscorea cayenensis subsp. rotundata (Guinea yam), 1004 nucleotides. RefSeq names its product thylakoid lumenal 15.0 kDa protein 2, chloroplastic. The transcript has 6 exons. NCBI's taxonomy places the organism in Eukaryota, Viridiplantae, Streptophyta, Magnoliopsida, Dioscoreales, Dioscoreaceae. Bases 63 to 734 code for a protein of 223 amino acids. The record is from RefSeq and is a predicted model, not a curated record.
AAAUUAAUUAUAGUAUCUGUCUCACAGUCUCACUUGCUUGUGAGAAGAGGAAGACAAAAUAUAUGGCUAUGCUUCUCCUUCGUCAAGCUUCUCCCUUUCCAUUUCAAUCCAGGCAGCAAAUUAUCCUCCAAAACCGCCCUAUUCUCACUUCCAAAUCAAUGCAAAACCCUAGAGCACUCAACCUCAAGAAAAAUCUUUCUGAUUUCAGCUCUCAAUCUCUCAAAUUCGUUCUGUCUGGUGCUCUUGCGCUUGGAAUCUCUUUGUCUGGGCUUGGUUCAGUUGAAGCAAAGGUUGGGGUUAACAAGCCAGAAUUACUUCCCAAAGAAUUCAGCACUGUAAUUGAUGUUGCGGGGUUCCUUUCUGCAGGCCAGGAGAAUCGACUUCGACAAGAAAUUGACAAUCUUGAGAAGGAUACAGGAUUUAAGCUUAGAGUUCUUGCACAGAAUUAUCCUGAUACACCAGGCUUAGCUAUUAAGGACUUUUGGCAAGUGGACGAUAGAACAAUUGUUUUUGUUGCUGACCCAACUUUUGGCAAUAUAUUGAAUUUCAAUGUUGGCUCUACCAUUGACUUGGACAUACCAAGAAGCUUUUGGAGCCGUCUUGCCGGAAAAUAUGGGAACAUUUUCUAUUGGAAAGAAAAGGGAGAAGAUGCGUCCAUUGAGGCUGCUGUCAUGGCAAUAUCAAGUUGUUUGAAAGAACCUGUCGGCCCAAAUAACUGCUCUGAUGUGAAGUGAAACUUACUAAUUUUUCAUUGUUCAGGAAAUUUGACGAGGAAGACACAGUUUUGUGUUACCUUUUCUUUUUAGAGUGUAUAAUAAUCAUAAAUAGACUGUUCUUUUUCUUUCUUUCUUUUUAUUUUUAUUUUUAAAUUAUCUUGCAGCUAUUAAAAAACCAGUGGUUCUUUGCCCACAUUGAAAUUUUUUAUCUUCUUCCGAUGAUGUUAAACUUCUGUACUUUAUGAGAGAAAAGAAAAGAUGAUGGUUAAUAAUUGAAUGUGUAAUGUA